This is a messenger RNA of Nylanderia fulva, 1926 nucleotides long. RefSeq names its product odorant receptor Or2-like. NCBI's taxonomy places the organism in Eukaryota, Metazoa, Arthropoda, Insecta, Hymenoptera, Formicidae. Gene Ontology annotation, biological process: sensory perception of smell; detection of chemical stimulus involved in sensory perception of smell. The record is from RefSeq and is a predicted model, not a curated record. Gene Ontology annotation, molecular function: olfactory receptor activity; odorant binding. Gene Ontology annotation, cellular component: plasma membrane.
AUUAAUUUUAUUUUUCAAUUCAAUGACAAUUCGUCGAAAAAAAUAUUGUAAAAAGAUCCGACUUAGUUUCAUGUCAAACAUUUCAAAAAUUAACGAAGAAGUCAAAGUUUCCUCCAGAUGACAGAUAAAUAAAGCAAUAUUGCGCAGCUGGAAUUUUAUGAUAUCGAAAAGGAGUUGUAUAUGAAAAAUUCGAACUUUAAAAAGAAAUCCUUUCCAAGAGGUGCUUUUCUAUUGCUAUAAAUUACACCGCACGCGCAUAAUAAAUAGCAUUGAACAAACUAAUCGAUACGCGAUCAAGACGUUCUCGCACAUAUUUUAUAUUCUAUACACACACGUGUUCGAGUCGACGAACACUUUGAAAAAAGAGCCGGCCUGUCAACGCUAUAUCUUCACUUGCAUUAUAUUUACACGAGACGUAUACUUAUUGUAAGUAUACAUCAGACUUGUUUGAUUACUAUGUCGCGGUGGGGAAACAAAAAGAGCGGAAGUUAUGUGAAUGAAAUAUUAAUUUAUUCUCUCCGCGAUGGAAGGAGGCACCGCGAGGGAAAGUUUUUUUUUUUAUGCCAGAUAUUCGAGCGAUGUUGCGGCUAACAGAAACUAUUUCUUCAAAAAGUAUGGAACACAGGAAUUAUUAUUACGAUAUUAGCAGGAGAUUCUUGUUGAUGAUCGGUCAGUGGCCUUAUCAGAAGCCGAUAAGAAUAUCCUUUUUGACUUUGAUAGUCAUAAUUUUCGCAAAUUGUCUUUUUACACAGAUAGCGCAAAUUUUUGUUUGCGAAGACACACAAUGUAUCUUUCAAACUUUACCUCCACACAUGUUAGUAUGGAAUUGUCUGGUAAAAGUGCUAGCAUAUCGAUUUAACAGCCAGAAAAUUAAAGAUCUGACUGAUCACUUAUUCGUAGACUGGGAUACUCUUGAGACUCAGGAGGAACGUGAGAUUUUGAAAAAAUAUGCCGAGAAUGGCAGGUGGUACUCGUUGAUAUAUGCCUCGUAUUGUUACAUGUCUACCAUUUCAUUUAUAACAACUUCUCUUAUACCACAAAUCAUGGACAUCGUGUUUCCUUUAAACACUUCACGUCCAAUAAUGCUAGCAUAUCCGGCGCACUAUUUCGUUAACGAAGAGCAGUAUUUCUAUUACAUUUUUUUCCAUAUGCUAAUUACCGCCUUGGUAUGUAUGACUGGGUUAAUUGCGCACGACUGCAUGUUCUUUAUUUACAUCGAACACGUUUGCGGCCUUUUCGCAGUGGUCGGAUUUAGGUUCCAACAUGUAUUAAAUAGACGCGAUAUCGCGGAUGCAAAUUUAAUCAAUUGUCCGAAUGAUCUGUACCAUAAAGAUGUUGCAUUUUCGGUUCAUGCUCAUCGAGAAGCUCUGCAGUUUGCAAAACUUCUCGAAAAUGUCUUUUCUGUACCAUUCGCCAUUCAACUUAUGAUAUCAACAUUGUCUAUUAGCGUUAGUUUACUUCAAUUCUCGAUGCAGUUGAAUGAUUUAAUGGAGGCGACGAGAUACUUUGUCUACAUACUUGCUCAAUUAUUCCACUUAUUCUGCUUCAGCUUUCAAGGACAAAAAUUGAUAGAUCAUAGUCUUGAAAUUUGCAACAAAAUUUAUAAUGGUGCAUGGUACAAGAUACCCGUGAAGGGGCAAAAAUUGCUCUUGAUUACGAUGAGAAAAAGCAUCGAGGCUAGUACUUUGACAGCCUGCAAGAUAUACGUAUUUUCCUUGCAAAAUUUCACAAUGGUCCUGCAAACAGCGAUGUCAUAUUUUACAGUGCUAGCCUCCUUCAGUGAAUGACUCGACUGUGUUUCUAGCAUACGUAGUGAAAUGACACUCUGAACAUUUUUACAAGCAUAUAGUAUUACAAAUUAUAUAAAAACUAUUUAUAUUUUAUAUCGUUUGCAGUAUGACAAUUUAAAGCCAAUAAAAUUUUAUU